Plasmodium gonderi is the source of this 411-nucleotide messenger RNA. RefSeq names its product 60S ribosomal protein L22. The record is from RefSeq and is a predicted model, not a curated record. Gene Ontology annotation, biological process: cytoplasmic translation. Lineage: Eukaryota; Apicomplexa; Aconoidasida; Haemosporida; Plasmodiidae. Gene Ontology annotation, cellular component: ribosome. The transcript is spliced from 3 exons. Gene Ontology annotation, molecular function: RNA binding; structural constituent of ribosome. The coding region runs from base 1 to 411 and encodes 136 amino acids.
AUGGUAGUUAAGAAGGAAUCCAAAGUUAUAAAAAAACAGAAAAAGAAAAAUGGAAAGAAGGGAAAAAUAGUUGUAAAGAAACAGAAGGUUAUGAAAAGUACCAAAGGAAUAAAGUAUAUCUUGGAUUGCACGAAGCCGGUAAAGGAUACCAUUCUUGACAUAAGCGGAUUGGAACAAUUUUUCAAAGACAAAAUAAAAGUGGAUAAAAAAACCAACAAUUUGAAGAACAAAAUAGUGGUAACCUCGGAUGACUGCAAAAUAUACAUUACUGUGCAUAUCCCCUUCUCGAAGAGAUACAUAAAGUACCUGGCGAAGAAGUACCUGAAAAUGCAUCAAAUUCGAGACUUCUUAAGAGUCAUAGCUAAAGGAAAGUUAGCCUAUGAGUUCAAAUAUUUUCAAUUGAAUAAUUAA